AUGGAUUAUUUUAAAUUCGGGUCUGUGAUCAUUCCAGGUAACUUAGUCUUUUGGAAUAAAUAAUAUUGUUACUGCAUUAUUCCUGUUGUUAAAUUAUUACCUGGCCGUAAUUUAUUAUAAUUAACAAUUAGAUGUCUUACUAAUACCUAAGAGAUAGGCACUUAGAUUAUAAGAUUUAGAUCCAGCUGAAAUAUUUGACUUAGGUCUAAGUGUGAAAUUUUUAACAAAAAGUCUUGAAAAGUAUUUUGAUUGUACAUCAUCUACAGUGAAUGUUUCAUCAUUUUCUAAUGAAUCAGAUGGAUUGAAUCAUUGCUUUAUCCAUAUAAUUCCUCGUAAGGAAGGAGAUAUAAAGAAGAACGAUGAUCUGUAUGGUUUGCUUGAGAAUUAUCCUAAUGAGUAUAUGAUUAUGUAAAUUUAGUUUUAUUCGUUAAUUUCAUAAUACAUUAGGAUUAGGUAAUGCCUUUAGUGAUUAGAUGAGAGAUACUUUAAGUUAGGAAGCUAGAAAAUAUAAAGAAUUUUUAUAAUAAUGUUUACAAGAGGAAAUAAAACUAAAAUGAUUAUAUAAAUAUGUUAUUA
Molecule: messenger RNA, 576 nt
Organism: Paramecium sonneborni
Lineage: Eukaryota; Ciliophora; Oligohymenophorea; Peniculida; Parameciidae
Source: the annotation of a GenBank genome assembly